Molecule: messenger RNA, 1362 nt
Organism: Thalassophryne amazonica
Lineage: Eukaryota; Metazoa; Chordata; Actinopteri; Batrachoidiformes; Batrachoididae
Product: glycine-rich cell wall structural protein 1.8-like
Exons: 2
Coding region: 1-1362 (453 amino acids)
Source: RefSeq, a predicted model, not a curated record
AUGUCUUUAAUCAGGCUUUUGUUAGAGCAGGACUCCAAACGACAGAAAGAGAAGAAGUCAGUCAGAAUGAAAAUUCAGUACACAGCAGGAGGAGAGAAGUACACAGCGGGAGGAGAGCAGUACACAGCGGGAGGAGAGAAGUACACAGCGGGAGGAGAGAAGUAUACAGCGGGAGGAGAGCAGUACACAGCAGGAGGAGAGAAGUAUACAGCGGGAGGAGAGAAGUAUACAGCGGGAGGAGAGCAGUACACAGCAGGAGGAGAGAAGUAUACAGCAGGAGGAGAGAAGUAUACAGCGGGAGGAGAGAAGUAUACAGCGGGAGGAGAGCAGUACACAGCAGGAGGAGAGAAGUAUACAGCGGGAGGAGAGAAGUAUACAGCGGGAGGAGAGCAGUACACAGCAGGAGGAGAGAAGUAUACAGCGGGAGGAGAGCAGUACACAGCAGGAGGAGAGAAGUACACAGCGGGAGGAGAGAAGUAUACAGCGGGAGGAGAGCAGUACACAGCAGGAGGAGAGAAGUACACAGCGGGAGGAGAGAAGUACACAGCAGGAGGAGAGAAGUACACAGCGGGAGGAGAGAAGUACACAGCAGGAGGAGAGAAGUACACAGCGGGAGGAGAGAAGUAUACAGCGGGAGGAGAGCAGUACACAGCAGGAGGAGAGAAGUAUACAGCGGGAGGAGAGAAGUAUACAGCGGGAGGAGAGCAGUACACAGCAGGAGGAGAGAAGUAUACAGCGGGAGGAGAGAAGUACACAGCAGGAGGAGAGAAGUAUACAGCGGGAGGAGAGAAGUAUACAGCGGGAGGAGAGCAGUACACAGCAGGAGGAGAGAAGUAUACAGCGGGAGGAGAGAAGUAUACAGCGGGAGGAGAGCAGUACACAGCAGGAGGAGAGAAGUAUACAGCGGGAGGAGAGCAGUACACAGCAGGAGGAGAGAAGUAUACAGCGGGAGGAGAGAAGUAUACAGCGGGAGGAGAGCAGUACACAGCAGGAGGAGAGAAGUAUACAGCGGGAGGAGAGAAGUACACAGCGGGAGGAGAGCAGUACACAGCAGGAGGAGAGAAGUACACAGCAGGAGGAGAGAAGUACACAGCAGGAGGAGAGAAGUACACAGCGGGAGGAGAGCAGUACACAGCAGGAGGAGAGAAGUAUACAGCGGGAGGAGAGCAGUACACAGCGGGAGGAGAGAAGUACACAGCAGGAGGAGAGAAGUACACAGCGGGAGGAGAGCAGUACACAGCAGGAGGAGAGCAGUACACAGCAGGAGGAGAGCAGUACACAGCAGGAGGAGAGCAGUACACAGCGGGAGGAGAGAAGUACACAGCGGGAGGAGAGAAGUACACAGCAGGAGGAGAGCAGUAA